AUGGCCCGCGCGCAGUGGCUCCGCGCGGCGGUCCUGGGCGCCAACGACGGGCUCGUCUCCGUGGCGUCCCUCAUGAUCGGCGUCAGCGCCGCCAACGGCAAGGGCGCCGACGGCGGCAGGACGAUGCUCGUGUCGGGCCUGGCCGGGCUGGUGGCGGGCGCCUGCAGCAUGGCCAUCGGCGAGUACGUCUCCGUGUACGCGCAGUACGACAUCGAGGUGUCCCAGGCCAAGCGCGAGGACGACGACGGCCCCGGCGCCAAGGCCAAGGAGAACCUGCCGAGCCCGGCGCGGGCCGCACUGGCGUCGGCGCUGGCGUUCGCGGUGGGCGCGCUCGUGCCGCUGCUGGCGGGCGGAUUCGUGAGGCCGUGGGGCGCCAGGGUCGGGGCCGUGUGCGCGGCCACCACCCUCGGGCUGGCGGGCUUCGGGGCCACCGGCGGGUACCUGGGCGGCGCCAGCAUGGCGAGGUCCGGGUUCAGGGUGCUCGCGGGCGGGUGGCUCGCCAUGGCCGUCACGUACGGCGUGCUCUGGCUCUUCGUCAAGCUGUUCCACAUUCAAGUCUCGUCGUUGGCAUGAUGCGCGUGAUUAUGUGGGUUGGCAGGUCAUCGCGGGUUUCCCGAAAUAUUACUCGAUUACAUCUAGCUCGUAG
Molecule: messenger RNA, 646 nt
Organism: Lolium perenne
Lineage: Eukaryota; Viridiplantae; Streptophyta; Magnoliopsida; Poales; Poaceae
Product: vacuolar iron transporter homolog 2-like
Biological process (GO): intracellular manganese ion homeostasis
Molecular function (GO): manganese ion transmembrane transporter activity
Source: RefSeq, a predicted model, not a curated record